UUUUAUUCACAUCCAGGCCGGAUAAGCAGUUGUUUACAGGAUUUGGGCCAUAAGGUGUUUGUGUUCGACAAACGGAUGUUUUCGCUCUAUACACAACUGCAGAUGGAUGUUAAGUUGUUUAAAACUUCAUUGUCGUUCGUGUAGUUACUGGGACGCACUUGGGGAACAACAAAAUUUUCUCGAGGGAGUACGCCGUCUGUUUUCUUUGCCACGCGCAAAGGACUACAACCAAGAGCUUGCCUUUGAAAAUUUUUCCCAGUUCAGCUGAUGAAACAUGUCCCAACAGAUUGGAGUGUCUGUGCCAGACUCUGAGACACUGAGUUCUGAUAAGUCCAAACGUUUUACGGUGUAUAAAGUGUUAGUGAAGCUUCCUGAUGGACGAAGCUAUUUCAUCUUCAGAAGAUAUAAUGAGUUUUACAACUUAUAUGAAAAGAUAAAGAAAGUUUUCCCUGACCUAAACAUUAAGUUACCUGGAAAACGAAGGCUAGGAAAUAACUUUGAUCCAGAGUUCAUAAGAAUGAGAAGAGAGGGGCUUAAUGAGUUUACAACCAAGAUAAUUAGCCAUCCCAGUGCCAUUGAGCAUCCUGACAUUCGUCUGUUUUUAUCACUGGAUAAUCCAAAAAAUGCCCAAGUUAACAAUGACAAUGAGCAGUUUGGAGCUGAUGAAGAUGACUCACUGGCUAAGGAUCUCAACAGAAUUGAUCUUGGGGACUCAUAUAAUCAAAAGGCAAAGCCAAGUGACUUCCUGUUUCUUAAGGUUAUUGGAAAAGGGAGUUUUGGAAAGGUUUUCCUUGCCAAAAAUAAACAAGAAGAUGAAUUCUAUGCCAUUAAGGUUUUAAACAAAGCUGCCAUUAGAAAAAGAAAUGAGGCAAAGCAUAUCAUGGCAGAAAGGAAUGUUUUGUUGAUGAAUGUUAAGCAUCCUUUCUUAGUGGGAUUGCAUUACUCCUUUCAAACACGUGAUAAACUCUACUUUGUUUUGGAUUAUGUAAAUGGAGGAGAGUUAUUCUUUCACUUGCAAAAGGAAAGGUAUUUUCCAGAAGCAAGGGCAAGAUUCUAUGCAGCAGAAAUAGCAUCUGCAAUUGGAUAUCUUCAUUCUCUUCAAAUAAUUUACAGAGAUUUGAAGCCUGAAAACAUUCUUCUAGAUCAUAAAGGGCAUGUAGUUUUAACAGACUUUGGACUUUGCAAGGAAGGCAUAGAACCUUCUGGUACAACAUCAACAUUCUGUGGCACACCAGAGUAUUUAGCACCAGAAGUUCUUCGAAAACAGGAGUACGACAAAACUGUUGAUUGGUGGUGCCUUGGUGCAGUGUUAUAUGAAAUGAUGUAUGGUUUGCCACCAUUUUAUAGUCGAGAUACAGCAGAAAUGUAUGACAACAUUCUUCACAAGCCUCUUCGACUCAGAACAAAUAUAUCGGCCAGUGCAAGAAAUGUUCUUGAAAAACUACUUCAGAAAGAUCGUUCAAAACGACUGGGUGUUGGAGAGAAUGACUUUGAAGAAGUCAAGAAUCAUCCAUUUUUUCAAAGUAUUGACUGGCAAUUGCUGUAUGAUAAAAAAAUUGAACCACCAUAUAACCCUAAUGUGACAGGUCAACUUGACUUGAGACAUUUUGAUCCUGAGUUUGUUCGAGAACCUGUACCAGGGUCUGUCGGUAAAUCAGCUGAUUCGGCAUUUUUAAGCGCGAGUGUGGAUGAUCCAGACGAUGCAUUUGUUGGUUUCACGUACGUUGCUCCAAUGGAAGAAGUACUUCAUGAAUGAAUCGCAUAGUCUUAUCGUAAAAGUAAUUUGCGGUUCUCAAGAUAAGAUUUGCCCUUUUCAGCAACGAAGUACACCCUAGUAAAAAAAAAAACCUCAAACAGUAUGCUUUAAUAUAAAUGUAUUAAUCUAAGUUAUCGGAUAAGAGAGCGGACAUUCCCUCUAUAAAGCCAAAGCACUUUUCUAAUGACUAUUGUCAAAAAUAGCUGAAAACUGGAAAAAGCUGGGUAACUUUUCCCAGGCAACAAGAGCCAUUGUCUUGAAGUGCGCCUGUAUUGCUUAUGCUGUUAUUUAAAAAUUCAUCAGCAUCAUUUCUAUCUUUGAUUAGCCAUCUAAUUAUUAAAUCAGUUAAUGUCAAACUUCAAGAACAUCGAUGACAAGGUAAGGAAUGUAAAGAAGACAAGUUACCUCGAGUGAACUCAAGUCACACCUGAUCUUGUGCCAAAAUUGACACUUUCACACGCUUUUCACAUUGGUCCCAUGAAUUAACUGUGUCUGGUUAAUCUACGUCGAUUGAGUUGCAUACUUUAUUACCAUUCAUGAUAAAUUCAUUAUAAAUUGUGUUCCAAUUUAAUUUAUUGAUAAUUAUGCUGUGUUUGCAUGAACAUAAUAGAGUUUAGAGACCAAAAAAAUACGUUGUAUUUAAGUGCUAGUCAUAUUUAGUUGUAUAAAGUGAUGUAGUGAUCCAAUGUCGAUUAAAAAUUUCCAUGGUUCACCUGUGAA
Molecule: messenger RNA, 2476 nt
Organism: Pocillopora verrucosa
Lineage: Eukaryota; Metazoa; Cnidaria; Anthozoa; Scleractinia; Pocilloporidae
Product: serine/threonine-protein kinase Sgk1-like
Biological process (GO): protein phosphorylation
Cellular component (GO): nucleus; cytoplasm
Molecular function (GO): phosphatidylinositol binding; protein serine/threonine kinase activity; ATP binding
Source: RefSeq, a predicted model, not a curated record